Molecule: messenger RNA, 1599 nt
Organism: Chlorella variabilis
Lineage: Eukaryota; Viridiplantae; Chlorophyta; Trebouxiophyceae; Chlorellales; Chlorellaceae
Exons: 18
Coding region: 1-1599 (532 amino acids)
Biological process (GO): DNA replication; DNA topological change; chromosome segregation
Cellular component (GO): nucleolus; chromosome
Molecular function (GO): DNA binding; DNA topoisomerase type I (single strand cut, ATP-independent) activity
Source: RefSeq, a predicted model, not a curated record
AUGCUAUACGACGGCGUACCCGUGGACCUCACACCGGAGCAGGAGGAGGUGGCAACCUUCUUUGCGGUCAUGAAGGAGACGGACUACAUGAAGAAGGACACCUUCCUCAACAACUUCUGGGAGGGCUUCCGGGAGGUGCUGGGCCACGGCCACGUCAUCAAGAGCCUGGACAAGUGCGACUUCCUCCCAUUUUACAAUUGGCACAUGGCUGAGCGGGAGCCCAAGAAGAACCUGAGCAAGGAGGGCGGGGCCUCCCAGGAGAAGGAGAAGCUGAAGAAGGAGAAGGACGAGGCGGAGGCCAAGUACAAGUAUGCGUUGGUGGAUGGGCGGCAGGAGAUGGUGGGGAACUUCCGAGUGGAGCCGCCGGGGCUGUUCCGGGGGCGCGGCGAGCACCCCAAGAUGGGGAAGAUCAAGAAGCGCAUCUAUCCGCGUGACAUCACCAUCAACAUUGGCGAGGGGGUGCCCAUCCCGGGGCACCCCUUCACCGGCCAGCAAUGGAAGGAGGUGAAGCACGACAAGAGUGUGACGUGGCUGGCCUUCUGGCGGGACCCGGUGAACACCAAGGAGUACAAGUAUGUCUUCCUGGCGGCCACCUCGACUUGGAAGAGCGAGAGCGACCUGCAAAAGUACGAGAAGGCGCGCAAGCUCAAGGACUUCAUCGGCGGCAUCCGCGACACCUACACCCGCAACUGGGACUCGCGGGACCGCGCCGAGCGGCAGAUGGCCACCGCCCUGUACUUCAUCGACAAGCUGGCGCUGCGUGCGGGGCACGAGAAGGACGAGGACGAGGCGGACACAGUGGGCUGCUGCACGCUCAAGGUGGAGAAUGUGGAGUGCGCGCCGCCCAACCACAUCAAGUUUGACUUCCUGGGCAAGGACUCCAUCCGCUACGAGAACACCGUGGAUGUGGAAGAUAAGGUGUUCAAGAAUGUGGAGCUGUUCAAGCGGGAAAACCAGAGCGGCAAGCCCAAGAAGGAGGGUGACCAGCUGUUUGAGUGCUUUGAUGCCCAGGACCUCAAUGUGCGCCUCAAGGACCUCAUGGAGGGGCUGUCGGUCAAGGUGUUCCGUACCUACAACGCCUCCAUCACGCUGGACCGCCUGCUGGCGGAGGGGGAGGAGGCGGCGAGCGCGGAGGCGGAGACUGUGGAGGGGCGGGUGGCUGACUACAACAGGGCGAACAAGGAGGUGGCCAUCCUCUGCAACCAUCAGCGGUCGGUGCCCAAGGCGCACGAGAACCAGAUGGAGAAGCUGCAGGAGAAGCUGGAUGCUGUGAGGCAGGAGGUCAAGGACCUGCAAGCCGACCUGAAGCGGGCCAAGGCGGGGAAGAAAGGGGAGGACGGCAAGGUGCUGCGGGAGGAGGUGGUGGCGGGCAAGCUGGAGAAGAAGCAGGCGCAGCUACUCAAAAUGGAGAUCACUGCCAAGUCCAAGGAGGACCUCAAGACUGUGGCCCUGGGCACCUCCAAGAUCAACUACCUCGACCCGCGUAUCACCGUGGCGUGGUGCAAGCGCAACGAGGUGCCCAUUGAGAAGGUGUUCAACAAGAGCCUGCUGUCCAAGUUCCUGUGGGCCAUGGAUGUAGAGCCAGAGUUCCGCUUCUAG